Neogale vison (American mink) is the source of this 6353-nucleotide messenger RNA. It is a transcript of the gene PXDN, whose product is annotated as peroxidasin. The coding region runs from base 86 to 4525 and encodes 1479 amino acids. The record is from RefSeq and is a predicted model, not a curated record. The transcript is spliced from 23 exons. NCBI's taxonomy places the organism in Eukaryota, Metazoa, Chordata, Mammalia, Carnivora, Mustelidae. Gene Ontology annotation, biological process: response to oxidative stress. Gene Ontology annotation, molecular function: peroxidase activity; heme binding; protein binding.
CGAGCGGGCGGGCGCAGUCCGAGCCCGCAGGGUCGCGUCGGGUCCUGCCGGUCCUCUCGCGUCCCAGCGUCGCGCGCCCAGGGCCAUGGCCGUGCGCCCCGCGGGCCCCGCGCGCCGCUUCCUGCUGGCGCUGGUGCUCUGCUGCGGCUGGGGGGCGCUGGGCACGGUCGCCCCGAAGUCGGGCGCCGGCUGUCCGAGCCGCUGCCUGUGCUUCCGCACCACCGUGCGCUGCAUGCAUCUGCUGCUGGAGGCCGUGCCCGCCGUGGCGCCGCAGACCUCCAUCCUGGAUCUGCGCUUCAACAGAAUCAGGGAGAUCCAGCCCGGGGUGUUCAGAAAGCUGAGAAACUUGAACACGUUGCUUCUCAACAACAACCAGAUCAAGAGCAUCCCCAGCGGAGCGUUCCAGGACCUGGAGAAUUUGAAGUAUCUCUAUCUGUACAAGAAUGAGAUCCAGUCAAUUGACAGGCAAGCAUUUAAGGGACUUGCCUCUCUAGAGCAACUAUAUCUGCACUUUAAUCAGAUAGAAACUCUGGACCCAGAGUCCUUCCAACAUUUGCCGAAGCUGGAAAGGCUAUUCUUACAUAACAACCGAAUCACACAUUUGGCUCCAGGAACAUUCGAUCACUUGGAAUCCAUGAAGAGACUGCGGCUGGACUCGAACGCGCUGCGCUGUGACUGUGGGAUCCUGUGGCUGGCGGAGCUGCUGAGAACCUACGCCCAGUCGGGGCAUGCGCAGGCGGCCGCCACCUGUGAGCACCCGCGGCGCGUGCAGGGCCGUUCGGUGGCCUCCGUCACACCCGAGGAGCUGGACUGUGAGAGGCCCCGGAUCACAUCAGAGCCCCAGGACGCAGACGUCACCUUGGGGAACACCGUGUUCUUCACAUGCAGAGCAGAAGGCAACCCCAAGCCCGAGAUCAUCUGGCUUCGAAAUAAUAAUGAGCUGAGCAUGAAGACAGAUUCCCGCCUCAACUUGCUGGACGACGGGACCCUGAUGAUCCAGAACACGCAGGAGACGGACCAGGGGAUUUACCAGUGCAUGGCCAAGAACGUGGCCGGGCAGGUGAAGACGCAGGAGGUCACCCUCCGGUACUUUGAGUCUCCAGCUCGACCCGCUUUUGUAAUCCAGCCACAGAACACGGAGGUGCUGGUCGGGGAGAGCGUCACCCUGGAGUGCAGCGCCACCGGCCACCCUCCGCCGCAGGUCACCUGGACCAAAGGGGACCGCACGCCCCUGCCCGAGGACCCUCGCGUGAGCAUCACCCCGUCGGGCGGCCUCUACAUACAGAACGUCCUGCAGGCCGACAGCGGCGAGUACACCUGCUUCGCGUCCAGCAGCGCAGGGAGCAUCCACGCCGCCGCACGGAUCAUCGUGCAGGCCCUUCCCCAGUUCACCGUGACCCCUGCGGACAGGGCUGUAAUCGAGGGUCAGACCGUCGACUUCCAGUGUGAGGCCAAGGGCUACCCACAGCCCGUCAUCGCGUGGACGAAAGGAGGGAGCCCGCUGUCGGUGGACAGGCGGCACCUCGUGCUCUCGUCGGGGACGCUCCGGAUCUCGGCCGUCGCGCCGCAUGACCAGGGCCAGUACGAGUGCCAGGCCGUCAACAUCAUCGGCUCUCAGAGGGCCGUGGCCCAGCUCACCGUGCAGCCGAGAGUCACGCCGGUCUUCGCCAGCGUCCCGAGUGACAUGACCGUGGAAGUGGGCACCAGCGUGCAGUUGCCCUGCAGCUCCCAGGGCGAGCCCGAGCCCGCCAUCACCUGGAACAAGGACGGGGUCCAGGUGACGGAAAGCGGGAAGUUUCACAUCAGCCCUGAAGGGUUCCUGACUAUCCACGACGUCGGGACGGCGGACGCAGGCCGCUAUGAGUGUGUGGCCCGGAACACCAUCGGGCAGGCGUCGGUCAGCAUGGUGCUCAGCGUGAGCGUUCCUGAUGUCAGUCGAAACGGGGACCCAUUUGUGGCCACAUCGAUUGUGGAAGCGAUUGCGACCGUGGACAGAGCCAUCAACUCGACGCGCACUCACCUGUUUGACAGCCGGCCCCGCUCUCCCAACGACCUGCUGGCCUUGUUCCGGUACCCGAGGGACCCCUACACCGUGGGGCAGGCGCGCGCCGGAGAGAUAUUCGAGCGGACCCUGCAGCUGAUUCAGGAGCACGUGCGGCACGGCCUGAUGGUCGACCUGAACGGAACAAGUUACCACUACAACGACCUCGUGUCUCCCCAGUAUCUGAGCCUCAUCGCCAACCUGUCGGGCUGCACAGCGCACCGGCGGGGCAACAACUGCUCGGACAUGUGCUUCCACCAGAAGUACCGCACGCACGACGGCACCUGCAACAACCUGCAGCGGCCCAUGUGGGGCGCCUCGCUGACGGCCUUUGAGCGCUUGCUGAAGGCCGUGUACGAGAACGGCUUCAACACGCCCCGGGGCAUCGACCCCGGCCGCCUGUACCACGGGCACGCGCUGCCCAUGCCCCGGCUGGUGUCCACGGCCCUCAUCGGCACAGACUCCAUCACGCCCGACCCGCAGUUCACGCACAUGCUCAUGCAGUGGGGCCAGUUCCUGGACCACGACCUGGACUCCACGGUGGUGGCCCUGAGCCAGGCCCGCUUCUCGGACGGCCGGCACUGCAGCUCGGUCUGCAGCAGCGACCCCCCGUGCUUCCCGGUGGCCGUGCCGCCCGGCGACCCGCGGGCACGCAGCGGGGCGCGCUGCAUGUUCUUCGUGCGCUCCAGCCCCGUGUGCGGCAGCGGCAUGACGUCCCUGCUCAUGAACUCCGUGUACCCGCGGGAGCAGAUCAACCAGCUCACGUCCUACCUCGACGCCUCCAACGUGUACGGGAGCUCGGAGCACGAGGCGCGCGCCAUCCGGGACCUGGCCAGCCAGCGGGGGCUGCUGCGGCAGGGGGUCGUGCAGCGCUCGGGGAAGCCGCUGUUGCCCUUCGCCGCCGGGCCACCCACGGAGUGCAUGCGGGACGAGAGUGAGAGCCCCAUCCCCUGCUUCCUGGCCGGCGACCACCGCGCCAACGAGCAGCUGGGCCUCACCAGCCUGCACACGCUCUGGUUCCGCGAGCACAACCGCGUGGCCACUGAGCUGCUGGCCCUGAACCCGCACUGGGACGGCGACACCAUCUACCACGAGGCGAGGAAGGUCGUGGGCGCCCAGAUGCAGCACAUCACCUACCGGCACUGGCUGCCCAAGGUGCUGGGCGAGGUGGGCAUGAAGGCGCUGGGCGAGUACCGCGGCUACGACCCGGGCGUCAACGCCGGCAUCGUCAACGCCUUCGCCACGGCCGCCUUCCGGUUCGGCCACACGCUCAUCAACCCCGUGCUCUACCGGCUGGACGAGAACUUCGAGCCCAUCGCGCAGGGGCACGUCCCCCUGCACAAAGCCUUCUUCUCUCCCUUCCGCAUCGUGAACGAGGGCGGCAUCGACCCGCUGCUGCGGGGCCUGAUCGGUGUGGCCGGCAAGAUGCGCGUGCCCUCCCAGCUGCUCAACACGGAGCUCACCGAGCGGCUCUUCUCCAUGGCGCACACGGUGGCCCUGGACCUGGCCGCCAUCAACAUCCAGCGUGGCCGGGACCACGGCAUCCCCCCGUACCACGAGUACCGCGUCUACUGCAACCUGUCCUCCGUGCACACCUUCGAGGACCUGAAAAACGAGAUCAAGAGCCCUGAGAUCCGGGAGAAGCUGAGACGGUUGUACGGGUCCCCGCUCAACAUCGACUUGUUCCCUGCCCUCAUGGUGGAAGACUUGGUCCCAGGCAGUCGGCUGGGGCCCACCCUCAUGUGCCUGCUGCGCACGCAGUUCCAGCGCUUGAGAGACGGGGACAGGUUAUGGUAUGAAAACCCGGGGGUGUUCUCCCCGGCGCAGCUGACCCAGAUCAAGCAGACGUCCCUGGCCAGGAUCCUGUGUGACAACGCCGACAACAUCACCCGCGUGCAGAGGGACGUGUUCCGUGUGGCGGAGUUCCCCCACGGCUACGGCAGCUGUGACGAGAUCCCCAGGGUGGACCUGCGCGUGUGGCAGGACUGCUGUGAAGACUGCAGGACCAGGGGACAGUUCAACGCCUUCUCACACCACUUCCGAGGCCGGCGAUCGCUGGGGUUCAGCUACCAGGAGGACGAGCCUGUUGGGGAAGCGGGCCCUGGGGGGACACCGAGCAUCGGGAAACACAGAAAGCACCCAGGAAACGCCACAGCGCCCUCCCGCGAGCGCCCCCAGACGCCAGGGACGAAUGACUUCAAGGACUUCGUUCAGGAAAUGCAGACGACCAUCACAGACCUCAGAGAGCAGAUUAAGAGGCUGGAGUUGCGGCUCAGCUCCAUGGACUGCGCGGACGCGGACGGGGGGCCUCACGCCAACGGCGCCAAGUGGAGGCGGGACGCGUGCUCCGUCUGCGAGUGCCGGGACGGGCAGGUCACCUGCUUCGUGGAGGCCUGCCCACCUGCCGACUGCCCAGCGCCCGUGAGAGCCCGUGGGGCCUGCUGUGCGGUUUGCCCGAGAGACAGCGCGGGGAGGAGGCCUUAGCUCGGCCUUCGGGGCCCUCCACGCGUCCUCGAGACGGACGGCCGGCACAGGCGUGUGGACGAGAGGGACCCCGUCCGUCGCGGCGGAGCGCAGGAGUUCAGAGCAGAGCAUUCACAGAGGAGAAACCACGGACACGUGUCCUGACUUCACGUUAGAUUCUCAGGUCUUUAUUUAAUGUCUUUGAUGAGAUAUUGGUGCUACUAUUAAAUUGCACAGUUAAGUCAUUUAGGCUCCUCAGUUCACUUCCCUGGAUACCACCGUUUCUUCUCCACCAAAAGUGAGUCCCGCUUGGUUCUACGCCUGGAGCUUGCAGACGAGCCCCCGCCCCCACCCCCGCCAGCCCGGCCGCCGGGCAGGUCACGGAGCCGCCAGAAGGACGCACACCGCGCUGGGGAGGGAAGACCGGCGCGUGGCCGACGGACGGACUCGCAGGAGAGCUGGGUGACGGUCUGGGCGGUGGGUGCCCGCGUGCGGUCCCGGAACAGACGGCCCCGCUUGCCUCGGCGUCCAGCGCUCGCCGCGGGAGCGAGAUGGAGCCACGUGCAGAAAGGCAGAAAGAGGCUGCUUUCCGCUGGGGCUCGUGGGACGCUGCCCGGCGCGGGCCAGACGUGAAGCCCAUUCCUGCCGGAGGCCGGCCCGCGCGGCCCGCGGCACACACUGGGCUCUGGUCCAGCCGAGCGCUUCGGACCUCUCCGCGCGGAGGGACUGCCUACGUUCAGGUCGUGUGAGUGCCUUAAAGAAACAACACCGACCCCUUUACCUCAUUUGUAUUUCUGAAAUGCACGACGUUGUGUGAGAUUCUGCGCAUGUUCCAGGUGUCGGGGACGGCAGAAGAAUCACUUCCCACUCACAAAAGUUGUCUUAGAAUUCCGAGAAAAGCAACCAUCGUACCUCAUGGUCUCUCUCUGCGCAAUCGACCAGCAGCCUCCUCCUCGUUCUAGCCACGAGUGAUGCCUGUCCUGAGGAGCGUGCACAGACACGGGCCCCCCCGCGACCCCCGAGGACGCAGGUGGUCCCAGGAUGUGGUGGCCAGUCCGGGGUGGGGCGCUGUGGGCUGGCCGUCACCCCGGAGGCGUGGAGGCAGGUCUCCGGGGGUCGGGCACGUGGUGGGCGGGUUCCGAGCCUGGUCUGGCCCGGCGCGGGCGUCCUUCCGGGAGCAGGAGACCCUGGGCGCUGACCGGGCGGCCACGACCUCGGGGUGAGGCGACCGCUCCCGUUGUGAGUGUCCCCAGUGGCUUUAAGCACGGCCGGCCUGAGUCCCGGGCUUCGGGACGCCUGGUCUCAAAGACCUGCUUGUGUCUCGCGGGGCGUGGGCGUGUUUGGGGAUAUCAAGUCACCUUUGACCACCAAACGUUAGAGCCGUGUCUGCCGGCGGGAGAGUGGGUAACCGUGUGCCCAGCGUGGUUGGGAAAGCCGCUCUGGCGUCGGGACGGGGCGGUGCUCAUGCCCGGGGGUCUGCCAUUCCCGGCGGCCACGUGGCCUCGCCGCAGACGCGCGCACGCGGGUCAGGAUGUGCGGUGGGACCAGGCUCUCGGCGGGGCGGGGGGCGUCUGCGGCUCACGGUGAGGGUGUGUGACUGCGGCGGGAGCGGCGGCCCCUGGUUUCAUCGCACACGGGGUGUCCGAGCGGUGGGCAGGGCCCCGAGGGACCCUCUGCGGCCACUGCGGGGGGAUCACAGCCUCACGAAGCGAAUGUACAUAUUUGUUUACUUUCCGACUGUAGCCGACAGCCGGGUGCCUUCUGUGUUCGUUGUAAUCCGUUCAUUACCAAAGAGACGUUUGCACUAUGUACCGAUGCUGUCAGUUCAAAUAAACAUUUCCAGAUGGGG